GUGUCUUCCAAACCUUUUCGCUUCCUCUCUCUCUUCCCCGAAGCGAAGCGGCGGAAACUCUCUCCCUCUCUUCUCCUCUCCUCUCUUCUUGUCUCCGGUCAGGAAGAAGCCGGCGGUCGCCGGAACCCUAAUCGUAGCCGUAGAAAGAAGGAGAUGGCGUGGGGCGCAAGCCCAGCCCGUCGGGAUUGAUUUCUCUCUUCUGGAGCUCGUUUUCGUCCUAAACCCGCGGUCCCUGUUUUCUUCCCCAUACAUGGCGACCUCCGCGCUUUUCAGAGCCAUGAGGCGGCCUUCCUCGCAGUCUGCUCUUAGAUAUGUAGCAAAUAUACAUUGCCGAUUGGCCAUGGAAAACAGAAAUUUAAGGGCUCGUCAAUUUAGUGUCUUCAAUGAGUUCUCAAAGCAAUUGAAAGGAGAAGCUAAAAGCAAUCCAGAAUUCCAACAAUCCGUAAAGGAGCUAAAUGAGAAAAUAGGGGUGGUGAAGGAAGAUUUGAAAGUAAGAACAAAGAAGACCUCAGAUAAGUUAUAUAAGAGCGUGGAUGAUGUUUGGGUGGAAGCUGAAGCAACAUCAAAGAAGGUUUCUGCAAGUGUGAAAGAGAAGUUGUCAGCUGCUAAAGAAGAGGUCAAAGAGACCUUUGGGCUGGGAAAACAAGAACCUUCAGAAUCUACAUGCAAUUCAACAAACACUUCAGCAGCAAGUGAUGGAAGCAGUACCACACUUGGAGAGGAGAAAUUUCAAAAUUUUGGGGCUGACAAUUGUAAAGAAUCAUCUGGACAAGCUGACACACUAUACAGCAGGUUCAGGUCAACACUUUCAUCUGCCUCCCCAAGAGUUUCUGUAGCAUUUGAGAAAUUGAAGGAAGCAAAAAUCUCAAACUUAGCAAAGAAGGGAUAUGAUAUAGUAAAAGAUGAGCUAAGUUCUAACCAGACCAGGAAGAAGCGAAUGCAGUAUGCAUCUGCUUCCGCUACUUCUGGACCAAGAAGUACAAGAACUGAUAUUGUUGUUGUGCCAUCUAAAAAAUCACUCUUGGGUGAGAAGUGGGAAGCAUUCAAGAAGAAGAUGCAAAAUCAUCCUACUUUUAAGCGUGUGAGUGGCUUCAGCCGACCUGUUGUAGAUAUGGGUAAUGAGCUUGCAGAGGACGUGCGAGAGCGAUGGGAGACGAGUGAUAAUCCUGUUGUCCACAAGAUUCAGGACUUGAAUGAAACUGUUUUUGGAGAAAAUGCGGCUGCCUUAUGUUUCAAGGAAAUUCGACGUCGAGACCCAUCUUUUUCUCUGCCAGAUUUUGUAGCCGAAGUUCAGGAAAUGAUCAGACCUGUUUUGGUCGCAUACUUCAAAGCUGAUGUGGAAACUUUGAAAAAGUAUUGUAGCCGUGAAGUGAUUGAACGAUGUAAAGGAGAGCACAUGGCUUAUGAGAGCCAGGGCAUGUUUUUUGAUAACAAGAUUCUACAUAUUUCUGAGGUUGAUGUUAGAGAAACCAAAAUGAUGGGGUCUACUCCCAUUAUAAUCAUAGCUUUUCAAACGCAGCAGAUCUACUGUGUGCGUGAUAGACAGGGAUCAAUAACUGCUGGAGGAAAGGAUACAAUCCAUACCGUAUAUUAUGCUUGGGCUAUGCAACAAAUGGAUGUCGAGGAGCUUGGAGAGGGAGCUUAUUACCCUGUGUGGAAGUUACGAGAAAUGCAGCAACUUGGUGUUCAAUCUCUGAUCUAAAGUAGGCCAUUUAAUUCAUACUUCCGUGGCCUGGAUAUGUUUUCUUUAGGGCCAUCAUUGCAUUGUCAGAGAAGAGUCUGUGAUGAUUUUGAGAGUAGCUGAUAUUUGGAUUCAUAUUUCCUUUUUUUUAAUUGAUAUUAUUUUUCCCUAGAUUUUCCUAUCAGCUGAAGCCUUCCUCUGUUGCAGGAGAUUAUCUAUACAUCUUUUUUUUUUCCCCUCAAGUUACAGUACAUUACUCCUGAAAAGAGCAGGUGGUCUUUUUGCUGUGUAUGAAUAACAUGCUUGAUUGUCAAUCACUAACAUAAAUGUAUAAUUUUCGUGUAACAGUUAAUGUUGAGUUGUUGUACUGAACAUUCAUUUGGAAAGCUACUUGUUAUAUCUCUUUAUUUUCUUUUCAUGUUCUUUUUCUUGCAAGAUGUUUGAUUUCCCUCACAUGAGACAUUGGUGGCCUGGAGCUCGCCCUGAGCUUUGAGAAACUUGUAAUGUUAUGCAUCGGUUUUUUCUUGUAUCAGCUGCUGCCGAGCAAUAUGCAUGUCACUUACAUUUGUAUAGAGUAUCAUAUGGUGGUCAAAAUGAAGAGCUGUCUUUGAUGUAGUCAUCAUAAAGUUGUAGUAAAAUUUUCCAUUAUCACAAAUUCAUAUCAGCAGACUUCAGAUGUUGGCAAUCCUUUAGAAUUGAUCUGCCUUAUCAUCUCCAUCUAUUCUCAGGGAAGAGAUUUUUAAUAACAGUGUUCAUAGGGGGUAAAUCCCUUCUUUCUUCAUUUUUGCAUGGUGGUGGCUGGAGUUUGGACACAUAGUUUGAAGCCAGCGGACAACUGCUUACUGUCAAAUGAUUUUUGUUUCCUUUGGGCCUCUCAUGAUAAUUCUGAUUUCUUUAAAGAUCGGGUAGUGCUCUCUCUCUCUCUCUCUCUCUCUGUGUGUGUGUGUGUGUAUUAUAGCUACAUGGAUUUGGAAUUUGUUAAAGCAGUGUUUGUUACUUGAUUCUGUUUCUGUUUAUUUAAAUAAAUCUGCUUCAUGACAAGUAUCUCAAAUCUUUUGUCAGCUUGUCCAUUUGUUCAUAGCCAUGUGUUGGCUCACUUCUCUUUCCUGAUGGAUGUUUUUGGAUUUUUGAUCUUUAGUUUUGUUUAGAUAUGUACCAUGUGUUUGUGAAGUUCUACUUUCAUGAGUUGGCUUGUUGUAACUUUUCUGACCUUUAUAUGAUUUGCCACAUGGUUAUGAUGAUGUGACCAUAUGUUUUUCUUUAGGUUCAUUUUCUUGAAUGUUAGUGUUCUGAUGUUCUAUUUUCUUUUAAUCUUGGAUGGAAUGCCUAUUUUUCGUCGAUGUGCCAAUAAUCUUGGAUUUUACCGUCACAAAGCUUUUUGAACAUUUGUUUGCACAGAAGUAUCCUGAAUCAUGAAAGGAUUUCCAAUGUGAUUGGUUCACGUGUAAAAUCAAUAUCAUGAAGAAAGAGAAUAGAAAGAAGGAAACUUGAGCAGUUGAUUGUGUCACUACAUCUUGGGCUAUAUUCCAGGUGUGUGAGAGAAAGGACAGAUGACUUAAUUCAAGUUCAUCACACACCAAAAUGUUAAUAUAAUCUUGCAUGCUAAAACAUUAUGCUACUUUGUCUCAAGGCUAACAAGAAGUGCAAAAUAGAAGAUAAGGAAUUAAUGAAAAUGUUUAAAUUUAAAAAGAUUUUUAAACGUAUCUACCUGGCUGCUUUUAUUGAAUUGCACAUUUGUAGGUUGGUUAUUUGUUUUAUGCAGAAUUUCUGCAUCAUAUUUAAUAUAUUAGUCUUUUUAGAAGAGCCAUUUUUAGAUAUUACGAUGGCAUAUACAAUGUUAUUGAAACCUUAUUUUUGAUAAUCAUAUAAUAAAUAUGUUUAGAAAAAUCAACAUUAAAACUAAUUUUACAGAUUUAUAUAGUAACAUCAUUGAGCAUUGGCUGCUGUGAUACUUACCUAACCCCUUUAUAACUGUCAAUUUUGUAAUCUACUCUCAUUCGUAUGCUGUUUUGCGACUCCUUUAUAACUGUCAAAUUUAAUUCGUAUUCUAGUUUAUUUCUGCACAGCCAACUUUAUUCUGUCAAUAGACCAUGUAUGAGUCCCAAAUUAGACCAAUGGAAUUCUGUCCGCUAGAAUAAGAAAAAAAAAGUGCUUUCGAAUUGAUCAGUCUCAAUAUCAUUUUCAACAUCUGAUUGUCAAUGUAAAAGGCUUAGUGUUUAUGUUGCUUAUUUUAUCACAGGCUGUUCACCUAAAAACUGCAGAAUGAUCCCCCAUUACAUUGUUUUUAUAGUGGCCAUAAGCUUUGUCAGAUAUUGUGGACUUAUACUAUGUUUGUAUUUGUCAGGUGAAGAAUGACUGUAUGUUGACUAAGAGAUAUGUAUUGUAAUAAGUCAGGCAUAGUAUUAGAUGCCAUAUCGAAAUGGCGCUAUUAUAGAAUUAUGCUUUUCAAAGACACCUGAGGUUGUAGUAUGUGAUGAUUAGAUAGCUCUGUUGUCUUCUGAAUAGUUCGACUCUAUUCUUUAUAUGACCAUUUUGUGGCAGAGCUAGUUGAGCGGCGAUAAUGUUAUGGUGGUUUUCAGGCUUCAUGCUAUUUAAGGCCAUUUUUCUGUUGCUGCAGCUGAGUAUCUUGCGCUGUUUUCCUGUUUGCUUGUGAAAUGAAUAUGCUCAACCAAGUAUUGCUUUAAUUUAUGCACAUAUAGACCGAUUGUAUAGGUUAAACUUCACGGAGAACUGUUGCUAAAGAUUAAGUGAUGGGCUUGUACCAGUUUCAUGUCUUGGUGUAUGUGGACCUUAAUUCUGUGCUAUGGCUGAAUUUCUGUCUCAUAAGCAAAAUAUCAUCUUCUGAUUGUUUUGUUAUUUUUGCUGCGAUAACACAUCUAUUUGUUUUAGUUACUGCAUCGACUAUCAGAUAUCAGCACAUGAUUAUCCUAAGAUUCUGCUAAUGCAGUACAGAAGAUGUUUGCCUCCUUAUUUUUGGACAGUUUAUAUUACAGUUGAACUAUCAGAUUAUGCUUGUGUAGAACUGCUCCAUUUUCAUGCUAUAUUUUUUUGUGCAUGUGAGCUUCAUGUUUUCAUUGUUCAUUUGUUGCUUCAUCUUUAUAGGGGAGAAUUUUGCUAUGGUUAAUUAGACCUUGUCUACUCCAAAAGUAGAGGCUUAUUAUGGGGAUCUAGCACAAUCCCUUUUGUAUAUAAAAUCAUUAUAUUUCGAUGCUGCACCUAGUUAUCUAAGUUUGAGCAUUGCAUUUUAAUUAUCUGUUGUUUUUUUUUUUAACUUUUUGUGAUUGUUUUUGUACCGGCUAUUCCUGUGGCUGGAAGAUGCUAAUAGCAACUUGAGUUUCCAGGGUCAUGGGGAGAUCACAGACUAGUUGCUCCUCAAAUUGUCAACUACGCAAAGAGAUCAGUUGCUGGGUUUCUGAGGUAGUCUGCAAAGGGGAGCUCCAUGAUAGCAUUCAGGUGCAGUUAGAAGCCGACGGUCGGAUGGACAAGGGAGGUUCUUUUUUCUUUUAUUAUUAUUUUUUUAAAGGAGCCAGAGAGCCAGAGAAGGGGGGACUCAAGUUCCAAAUACUUGGAAUUCACCAUCUCAAUUUAAAUGCAGAGGUUCACCGCUGGCUUCUAAUCAGAGAUGUUACUACUGGGCUGACAUUGGCAUGGAAAGCAGAAUCCAUCUUGUCUGUGCUCAGUUUCCAUAGGUUUUGUUUCUCCAACUGGUAAAUCAUCAACUUCCUCAGUCGAAAGACAAAUCCAAAUCUAUGUCAUAGAAUUGAUUUUGUUGCUAAAUACCUUGAAUUCCCUAAAGUAUUAUAUGCAGGUGCAUGUAUUACGAACUACUGCAACUUGGUUUUCAUCAGGCUGGAAUCAAGUUGUACAGAUUCUGUUAAAAUUAACUAUCAUUGCUA
Messenger RNA from Phoenix dactylifera (date palm), 5577 nucleotides. Lineage: Eukaryota; Viridiplantae; Streptophyta; Magnoliopsida; Arecales; Arecaceae. The record is from RefSeq and is a predicted model, not a curated record.